GUCAUUUCUGACUUUGACAUGACGCUGAGCAGGUUUGGGUGCAACGGCAGGCGCUGCCCCACGUCACACAAUAUCCUGGACACCAGCCGUGUUGUCAGCGAGGACGGCAGGAGGAAGCUGAAGGAUCUGCUGCACCAUUACUAUCCCAUUGAAAUUGAUCCCAACCGGACCCUGGAAGAGAAACGUCCCCUCAUGGUGGAGUGGUGGACCAGGGCCCACGAGCUGCUGGUGCAGCAGAAGAUCCACAAAGGUGACAUAGCCCAGAUCGUCAGAGAGUCGGAAGCAAUACUGAGGGAUGGCUUCAAAGAAUUUUUUGGUCAGCUGCAUAAGAACAACAUCCCCCUGUUCAUCUUCUCUGCUGGUGUUGGUGACAUCCUCGAAGAGAUUAUCCGUCAGGCCAACGUCUUCUUCUCCAACGUCAACGUGGUGUCCAACUACAUGGACUUCGAUGAUGACGGAGUCCUCACACACUUCAAGGCACCUCUCAUCCACACCUACAACAAGAACAACAGUGUGCUGCAGGGCACGGAGUACUUCCAGCAGCUGAGCACGAGGACGAGCAUCAUCCUGCUGGGGGACUCCAUGGGUGACCUGACGAUGGCAGAUGGUGUUCCCAGCGUGGAGAACAUCCUCAAGAUUGGCUUUCUCAAUGACAAGGUGGAGGAGCGGAGGGGGAAGUACCUGGAUUCCUAUGACAUUGUGCUGGAGAGUGAUGAGACGCUGGACGUGGUCAACGGGAUCCUGCGGUACAUCCUCACUGAGACAUGA
Acanthisitta chloris (rifleman) is the source of this 768-nucleotide messenger RNA. RefSeq names its product 5'-nucleotidase, cytosolic IIIB (gene NT5C3B). The transcript has 7 exons. The record is from RefSeq and is a predicted model, not a curated record. The annotation marks the transcript as partial. NCBI's taxonomy places the organism in Eukaryota, Metazoa, Chordata, Aves, Passeriformes, Acanthisittidae. Gene Ontology annotation, molecular function: magnesium ion binding; 5'-nucleotidase activity. Gene Ontology annotation, cellular component: cytoplasm.